AUGGAGAAUUAUCAGAACCAGUACGGAGCAACCCGCCGCACCACCGGCGAGUACGGGACCCACACCGACCCAGCGGUGGGCCAGCAGGUAGACGAGUACGGCAACCCGAUAAUCCAUCCCUCGGCUGCACCCGGCUAUGGCGCUGCCGGUACUACUACCACCGGUGUCGGACUUCAUCAUGGAAAAGAAGCUGGCCAUCAUGGAAUCGCCGGGAAGCUCCAUGGCUCCGGCGGCAGCUCAUCCAGCUCCAGCUCAUCGGAGGACGACGGGUACGGAGGGAGGAGGAAGAAGAAGGGACUGAAGCAGAAGAUUAAGGAGAAGAUCCCCGGGGUCCACAGUAGUAGUGGGGAACCUGAGCAUCCACAGGCUACUUCCACCACCACGCCCGGCGGCUACCAUUCCGCCGACGAGCCUCAUCACAAGAAGGGAGUGAUGGAGAAGAUCAAGGACAAAGUCACUGGCACCCAUCACAACUAUUAA
This is a messenger RNA of Linum tenue, 480 nucleotides long. Lineage: Eukaryota; Viridiplantae; Streptophyta; Magnoliopsida; Malpighiales; Linaceae. The record is from the annotation of a GenBank genome assembly.